AUGGCGAGGAGGCAAACGACGGCAGCUCUUGGACUUGGGCGAGGCUUCGGCUCGGCGGCGCAGGAACGGCGAGGAGGGACUUGGCAUCGGGGCGACAUGCUGCAAGGUCGGGGACACGAGCGUCCACGGCGGCAAAGUGCACUAUUUGAGAGAAAGAGAGAAAUUGAGAUGUGUGAGAGAGAAAAAGGAGGAAGAAAGAGAGAACGGGAAGAAGGGUGGCACUCAUCUGCUGGCUCCGGCAAGUUGUGGCUGGUGGUCGCCGGAGGCGGCGUGCAAAAUCACAGGAGGAGCUCCUCUCGUGGGGCUCGGGUGCGGGGAAUCGUGGGAGGAGGCUGCGAGGACGGGCAUGCUCGGGCGCUCGCUCGAUCUCCUCGGGCGAAGAGGUGGCUGGGAGAUGCGGGGAGGGGGGGAGGAGGUGGCGGCGGCGGGGAGAUUGGGAACAGGGGAUGGAUGGAUCUGAGCUAG
Triticum turgidum subsp. durum (durum wheat) is the source of this 465-nucleotide messenger RNA. Lineage: Eukaryota; Viridiplantae; Streptophyta; Magnoliopsida; Poales; Poaceae. The record is from the annotation of a GenBank genome assembly.